Molecule: messenger RNA, 2293 nt
Organism: Vitis vinifera (wine grape)
Lineage: Eukaryota; Viridiplantae; Streptophyta; Magnoliopsida; Vitales; Vitaceae
Product: probable disease resistance protein At1g61190
Exons: 2
Coding region: 97-2292 (731 amino acids)
Molecular function (GO): ADP binding; protein binding
Source: RefSeq, a predicted model, not a curated record
UUUUGCAGGUGGUCUCCAUCUGUCAGUCGAUUAAUCUAUACAAUAUUAAAAAUCCACUUGAUGUUAAUUUAGGAAAAUUAUUUUAUUUUGUUGGUGAUGGCCUGUCUCCCAUCUUCUUCAAGUUUCAACUCUGGACUUUUCAAAUUUACAAAAUGCAGUGCUGUGAUUCAUCUUUCUUCUUUGUUCCAUCUUCGGCUGAAUUCUAAUCCUUUUUUCUGUUACUUCCGGAAAGCCAUGGAGUUCCUGAGCUCAAUUGUGGGUCUGAUCCCCUGCUUCUAUGAUCACACCUCCAAGCAUACGGUCUACAUUCGUGAUCUGAAAAAAAAUCUCCAAGCCUUGAGCAAGGAAACGGUGGAGCUCAACAACUUGUAUGAAGAUGUGAAGGCAAGGGUUGAAGGUGCAGAGCAACGACAGAUGAUGCGCAGAAAGGAAGUGGGUGGCUGGAUCUGUGAAGUAGAAGUCAUGGUGACAGAAGUUCAAGAAAUUCUGCAAAAGGGUGAUCAAGAAAUCCAGAAGAGAUGUCUCGGAUGCUGUCCCAGGAAUUGUUGGUCUAGCUACAAGAUUGGGAAGGCAGUAAGAGAAAAGCUGGUUGCUGUAUCUGGUCAAAUCGGCAAAGGACAUUUCGAUGUUGUAGCCGAGAUGCUUCCUCGUCCUCUAGUAGAUGAACUGCCCAUGGAGGAGACUGUGGGCUCAGAAUUGGCGUAUGGCAGAAUCUGUGGGUUUCUCAAAGAUCCACAAGUGGGAAUUAUGGGAUUAUAUGGAAUGGGCGGUGUGGGCAAAACCACCCUCUUGAAGAAAAUCCACAAUAACUUCCUCCCUACAUCCAGCGAUUUUGAUGUUGUGAUUUGGGAUGUGGUGUCGAAACCGUCCAACGUUGAAAAAAUUCACAAAGUUCUUUGGAAUAAAUUACAACUCUCACGUGAUGGAUGGGAAUGUAGAAGCACUAAGGAGAAGGCUGCCAAAAUAUUGAGAGUUUUGAAAACAAAGAAGUUCGUGUUGCUGUUGGAUGACAUCAGGGAGCGACUCGAUCUCCUAGAAAUGGGGGUCCCCCAUCCCGAUGCUCAAAAUAAGUCCAAGAUAACAUUUUCCUCCUUGUUCACAACCCGCUCACAGGAUGUGUGCCGCCAAAUGCAAGCUCAGGAGAGUAUAAAAGUGGAGUGUUUGUCAUUAGAAGCAGCUUGGACUUUGUUUCAGAAGAAGGUAGGAGAAGAAACAUUAAAGUCUCAUCCACAUAUACUGAGGCUUGCAAAGAUUGUUGCUAAAGAGUGCAAAGGUUUACCUCUCGCUUUGGUUACUGUUGGGCGAGCCAUGGUGGGUGAGAAAGAUCCCUCAAAUUGGGACAAGGUAAUACAAGAUUUGAGCAAAUUUCCAACUGAAAUUUCAGGUAUGGAAGAUGAAUUGUUUAAUAAAUUAAAAGUCAGUUAUGAUAGAUUGUCUGACAAUGCCAUCAAAUCUUGUUUUAUACAUUGUUCCUUAUUCUCUGAAGAUGUGGUGAUUCGUAUUGAAACCCUUAUAGAGCAGUGGAUUGGAGAGGGACUUUUGGGUGAAGUUCAUGACAUAUACGAAGUGCGCAAUCAAGGGCAUAAAAUUGUUAAAAAGCUAAAGCAUGCAUGUUUAGUGGAGAGUUACAGUUUAAGAGAAAAAUGGGUUGUGAUGCAUGAUGUGAUCCACGAUAUGGCUUUAUGGUUAUAUGGUGAAUGUGGGAAGGAAAAGAACAAAAUUUUAGUGUACAAUGAUGUUUUUAGGUUGAAGGAAGCUGCAAAAAUUUCAGAACUUAAAGAGACGGAGAAGAUGUCAUUAUGGGAUCAGAAUCUUGAGAAGUUCCCUGAAACAUUGAUGUGUCCCAAUCUCAAGACUUUAUUUGUGAGGAGAUGUCAUCAGUUGACGAAAUUUUCGAGUGGAUUCUUUCAAUUUAUGCCUCUAAUUAGAGUUUUGAAUUUGGCAUGCAAUGAUAAUUUAAGUGAGUUACCUAUUGGGAUUGGUGAAUUGAAUGACUUGAGAUAUCUUAAUUUGUCAUCCACAAGAAUAAGAGAGUUGCCCAUUGAGCUAAAAAAUUUGAAAAAUUUGAUGAUUUUGCAUUUGAAUUCUAUGCAAUCCCCUGUAACUAUCCCACAAGACUUGAUAUCAAAUCUCAUAUCUUUAAAGUUGUUCAGCCUGUGGAAUACCAAUAUUUUAAGUAGAGUUGAAACCUUGCUUGAGGAGUUGGAGUCCUUGAAUGACAUCAAUCAUAUACGAAUCAGCAUAUCUAGUGCUCUUUCAUUGAACAGAUUAAAGAGAAGCCACAAAUUAUAGA